Molecule: messenger RNA, 1220 nt
Organism: Stylophora pistillata
Lineage: Eukaryota; Metazoa; Cnidaria; Anthozoa; Scleractinia; Pocilloporidae
Product: putative skeletal organic matrix protein 5
Source: RefSeq, a predicted model, not a curated record
UGAACAGGUUUUCAAAGUUUAUGAUAAUUUCUUUACGAGACAUUGUACAAUGCGAUCAAAUGAUGUUAAAAACAAACUUCAACCUGGAACUUGUCCAUUGGAUGUCGGUGAAUGCGUGCAAGAAAAUACUAGUUGUGUUCAACAAUGAUAACAAACAAUAACGAAGCAAAAUCACCACAGUCAGUUAUUCACCGGUUGAGCAACAUAUUAAGCAAUUUCUGGCGUCGAUCGAUUCUCAAGAUGCGCUUCCUUUUAACAGCUUAUUUCAUCGCAAAUGUCCUCGCGCUGUUUGCUAUUUUAAUCCACGCCAGACAACAAUCCUGUACCGCCAAUCACUGCGGUGAGAUCAGCAAAGACAUUAAGACGCUUCGAACCGAAGUAAAAAAUCUCGUUGCGCUGGUAAGGGAUGCUUUGCCUCCAAAACUUCCAGUUUGUCCCUUCUCUUCUUGCAAGGAGCAGUACGACAUAGGGAAGUCGAGACGAAGCCAAGUGUAUCCGCUAAUGUUUGGUUCACAAAAGAUUUCUGUUUACUGUCACAUGGGAAACUUUGGAUGUGGUGGUGGAGGAUGGACGCUGGCCAUGAAGAUUGACGGCGCAAAGAGAACCUUUCAUUACAAUUCCCAUUUCUGGCGCAACAGAAAUACAUAUAACCUUGCUGGAGGCAUGACUGGCUUCGAUUUACAGCAGACCAAGUUGCCGACCUACUGGAACACACCCUUCUCCAAGAUCUGCCUCGGUAUGAAGAUUGGUCAUCAGCUCAGAUUCAUUGUCAUCAACAGGCACGCCAACUCACUGUACUCACUGAUCGCUGACGGGAAAUACCGCGCCACCUCACUGGGUCGUAACACAUGGAAGUGGCUGAUUGGCUCACAGGCCUCCUUGCAGCCCUACUGCAACAGGGAAGGAUUUAAUUCCGUCGGUGGAUCUGAUUCCCUUGCAUCCAAAGCAAGGAUCGGAAUUAAUGCCAAUCAACAGCACCACUGUGAUUCUUGUGACUCCAGAAUUGGGUUUGGCACUGGAGGGUGGUACGAUGACUCAAACACCUGUGGCAACGAAGCGUCGCGCUCGGCGGAUAAUGGAAACAAGCACAUCAAAGCUAUGGGGUACAUCCUGGUACAGUGAAAAGGGACAUAGUUUACUUCCCAAACUUUAAGCCGAGAAGCCAUCAUGAAUUAGAGAAAUGUAGUAUGGUAGAGCUAACAGGCUAAUAAAAGAAUGAG